Telopea speciosissima is the source of this 2907-nucleotide messenger RNA. RefSeq names its product protein MLN51 homolog. Bases 262 to 2307 code for a protein of 681 amino acids. NCBI's taxonomy places the organism in Eukaryota, Viridiplantae, Streptophyta, Magnoliopsida, Proteales, Proteaceae. The transcript has 12 exons. Gene Ontology annotation, biological process: mRNA processing. Gene Ontology annotation, molecular function: mRNA binding. Gene Ontology annotation, cellular component: exon-exon junction complex. The record is from RefSeq and is a predicted model, not a curated record.
GGCUUGUUCUAAGGGUGUUUUUUUGUGAAGGGAAAAGCCGGAUCGGAGUUGAAACCCUAGAUCGAUAUGAAGCGAAUUUAGGUCUUCAAAUUGGUUUUCAAUCUGUUCAGGUUGGCUUUCAUUCGGUCUGAAUCAAGAAAUUUAAGAGUUUCUUAUUGAAAUUGUCAAGAAGUUGUGAGGUUUUGUAUAAAGUUCGUAUUUUGGGGGUGUUUUUCUGUUCGUUUGGAUUUGAGAUUCUGGUUUAGGUUAAUUGAAGAGUAGAUGGCCGUCGAAGGUGAGGAAGAAGUUGAUUAUGAGAGCGAUCCAGAGGAGGCGAUGCUGACCUUGGCGAUGCGGAGGAGGGAAGCGAGUGAUGAUGAGGAAGGAGAUGGAGAGGAGAGUGAGAAGCAGCUGAGGAAGGAUACAAGGCCUGGGAUCGGUUCGGAUGUUGAAUCGGAGGGUGAAGGUGGAGCACCUGCGUAUGAUGAUGAAGAAUCUGAGGUAGAGGAAGAGGAGGAGGAAGUGGGAGAGGAAGAAGAAGUCGAAGAAGUCGAAGAAGCAGAGGAGGGAGAAGGGGAAUUUGAGGGGAGUGCUGAUGUCGAUGCAGGUGAUUUCGAGGUUCAGGUCGCAGCGCCGGGUUCUGGUGGAGACCGGGUAAUAUCAAGCGGUGAACCAAGCGAAUUUGACAAUAACAAUCAGAAUCAGGUGGAAGACGAGAAGAAGGAGAACGAGCCAUUCGCUGUGCCGACUGCUGGUGCUUUUUACAUGCAUGAUGACCGGUUCAGAGACAAUGGUGGUGGUCGACACAGGCGCACUCCUGGUGGGCGGAAGUUGUGGGAAUCAAAAGAUGACCGGAAGUGGGGACAUGAUAAGUUCGAAGAGAUGAAUUCGCGGGAAACGCACUAUGAAGAUGUGAGGAGAAAAUCUAAAGGUAAUUAUCGAGGUCGUGGAAAGAACCGAGGUAUGGACCAUGGGUAUACGAGAGGAAGCAGGUCUAGAGGUUAUGACAACAGUAGCAAUCAAAACCGUACUUCAAAGACGGUGAGAGGGAGAGGGCCCAGAAGGUAUGAACCUCCUGCAAAGAACAACAUUGAGCCUCCAAUGAAUCAAAACAAACAAUCUGGGAAGGCAGGUGAGACAACUUUGAAUGCUAGUUCAGGGAGAGUACCCUCAAACACAUCAAAUGUUCAAUCAGAUACAGUUCCUCCCAGGAAAAAUGGUUUUGCGUCAAGCUUGAGUUCUGCUUCUCCUCCAUUUUAUCCAUCCGGCUCGUCCAAUCAAGACAUCUCUGUCCCACAGAAAAGGGAUGUUCCAUCUGGAAAUGGGAGUAGGAAUCUUUCACCUUCUGAAAUGGAGGAUAAUUAUUCUACACCCCACUCCAAUGCAUUGCUCCGAGGGAAAAAUGUGGCCGAUCCUAUUGGCCUCGACAGGCUUUAUAUUGAUGAGUCGGUUUGUACAGUUUCUGGGAAGCCAUUAAGCAACCUGCAGAUGCAGCCUUCUGGAACCUUGCCCAUUAUUACGACUCAGUCUCUUCAGUCCAGGGCCCAGGGAAGAGGUGUCGCUAUCCCAGGACAGCUUAGUUAUCAGCCAACCCCACCUCUUAACCAAGUUAGUAGAGGCUCUGCACAACCCUCUUCUGUUCAGCCAAGGCCUGUUCAAAUUCCAGUCCAACCUUUGCUAGCUUCUAGUCAGCAGUUGGGUCAACGUCUAGGUAGUGGAUCUCAAGCCUCUUCUCCACCUAAAGCUCCAUCAAGGAAUUCUCCUGAACCUGGAGAAUCAGAAUCUCCUCCAGGCUCAAGUAAGUCCAGGACUGCUUUAGUUGGAAAAGGGAAAGGCAAUGUUCAAGGCAGUGGAAGAGGGUCUUUUCUGUACAGUGGUGCUCAGGUUAUUGGAGCCAAUGGUACGAUGGGCGUUGCUCGUGGUGAUCAAAGCUUUCCUGCAACUGCAGCACUUUUGCCUUUUAUGCAAUUUGGAGGUCAGCAUCCUGGUGGUCUUGGAGUUCCUGCUGUUGGUAUGGCGCUUCCUGGAUAUGUUGCGCAGCCACAACUUGGUUUUGGGAAUUCUGAGAUGACGUGGGUACCAGUCUUGGCUGGUGCUGCAGGGGCUUUGGGAGCUACAUAUUGUUCUCCUUACAUUGCUGUUGAUGGUAGUUAUCGUGCUCGUCCAUCAGGCCAGACAUCUUCCUUGGGUCCAUCUGGCAAAGAAACAAGUCCAAACAAACCUAAUACUGUGUGGAGGAAUCCUCAGAGACCUGAACUUGUAAAUGAUGAGUUUGGGCAACGCCAAAACAAGCCUCGUAGAUAUUCGGAGAUGAACUUUGGCCAGUGAAGUACAUAUAUAAGAUUGAGUUUAUUUGAAUAAGCACCUAAGGCCUUAUCCUGGCCUUUUGUGAUCUCCAGCUUUUGUUUGGAGCACUUUGGGGAGCAAUUUGUUGCGAGAUAUGCUAGUUAUUAACAAACGCCUGUUCAUGCUGCGGUUGAUUUCAGAAGAGCAUUGCAGCUUAACGGGUGGCAUUCCUUGUUGAAAUGUGCGGUUCUUUGGCUUGGUUUUUUUUUUGUGAAGCUUGUGAGAAAUGGUAGUGAGCUUCUUCAAGAAUGAUACUAGAAGGGGAAAAAACCAAAAGAGAAAAAAAAAAGGAUUGCAGUUAUUGCUCAGUGAAGUUAUUAUUAGGUUACUCCAUCCAUGUCUUGAUGAUAUUUGUUGAUCUAUGGAGAUUGACUAUGGUUGGCUAUCUGGUUAUAUUCUUCUUCUUUUUCCGUUUAUGAUUGUUGAUCAUCUCUUCUUCUGAGGGACUGUUAAAGUACAUAUCUUUAUUUAGAAUGGUGUUUUCUAUGUCGUGUGGUUUCUUAUUGUGUUGGGACUUGGGAAGCAAGUGAUAGAAUCCUGAAUGAAAGAUUAAAUAAACGACUCUUACCUGAGUGCCUAAUU